Molecule: messenger RNA, 1351 nt
Organism: Benincasa hispida (wax gourd)
Lineage: Eukaryota; Viridiplantae; Streptophyta; Magnoliopsida; Cucurbitales; Cucurbitaceae
Product: ribonucleoside-diphosphate reductase small chain
Biological process (GO): deoxyribonucleotide biosynthetic process
Molecular function (GO): oxidoreductase activity
Source: RefSeq, a predicted model, not a curated record
CUCCUUCCUCCACCAUAACAAUAAGAAAUCCCCAAAUCCCGCCGGAACCCUAAUUCUCUCUUCCAGUUUCCGACCAUGCCUGCAAUUCCUGACGAGCCUCUCCUCGCCUCUAAUCCCGAUCGCUUUUGCAUGUUCCCAAUUCACUAUCCUGAAAUCUGGAAGAUGUACAAGAAAGCCGAAGCCUCCUUCUGGACUGCCGAGGAAGUCGAUCUCUCACAAGACCUUCGCCAUUGGGAAUCCUUAACUGCCGACGAGAAACACUUCAUCACUCACGUUCUCGCCUUCUUCGCUGCCUCUGAUGGCAUCGUUUUGGAGAAUCUCGCUGGACGAUUCAUGAAAGAAGUCCAAGUCGCUGAAGCCAGAGCUUUCUAUGGAUUCCAAAUUGCCAUCGAGAAUAUCCACUCCGAGAUGUACAGUCUUCUCCUAGAAACCUAUAUCAAAGAUUCAAAUGAGAAGAAUCGGUUAUUCCAUGCUAUUGAGACUGUCCCCUGCGUCAAGAAGAAGGCUGAUUGGGCGUUGAAGUGGAUCGACAGUACAGAAUCUUUUGCUGAGCGUAUUUUGGCAUUCGCUUGUGUUGAGGGGAUUUUCUUCUCAGGUAGUUUCUGUUCUAUCUUCUGGUUGAAAAAACGUGGGUUAAUGCCUGGAUUAACGUUCUCAAAUGAGUUGAUUUCUCGAGAUGAAGGGCUUCAUUGUGAUUUUGCUUGUUUGUUGUAUUCAUUGUUGAGGAAGAAACUGAGUGAGGAGCGAUUGAGGGAGAUUGUUAUGGAGGCGGUGGAUAUAGAGAGGGAGUUUGUGUGUGACGCUUUGCCGGUAGCUCUCAUCGGAAUGAAUGGAGAUUUGAUGAGCCAGUACAUAGAAUUUGUGGCAGAUAGGUUGGUUGGAGAAUUGGGGUAUGAGAAAAUCUAUAAUGUUCAAAAUCCGUUUGAUUGGAUGGAGUUGAUUUCGUUGCAGGGGAAGACUAAUUUCUUUGAAAAAAGAGUUGGGGAAUAUCAAAAAGCAUCUGUGAUGUCGAGUCUGAAUGGAAAUGAGGGUAUUCAUGUGUUUAAGAUGGAUGAAGAUUUCUGAUAAUUGAAGAUGAAGAUGAGUUCACUGUGUAGAGUAAAAUUAGUGGGUUCUUCUUUUUCUUUGUUUCUUACCUGUAACUUAGUAUUGAGGAAUUAGAUUUGAUUAUGUUUGUUUAAUUUCUUCUUAGUUGAAAACGAAAGAUAAAAGGGUUGGGUUUUAUGUUUAUGUUGAGUUUGGUGCUUGGAUGGUCAACAUCCAUGGUGGAUCUAUUAAGCUUAAGAUAUGGGAUAAAUAACCAUUUUAUGUACAGUGUCUCAUCAUAUAACUCAGAACUCUGCUUGCCAAA